GUUGUCCCACCGUGAGCCGUUUCCUCACCUCCAGCCGCGGAGGGCGCAUCUUCAAAGGGGGGAGAGUGCACCUCAGCAGGGGGCGGAGCCUGGAGAGACUCAAGACGCAAAGCAUAUCAGACAGUUUGUCACUGCUGAGAAUGCUGCUUACCUGUGCGCCAAAACAUGCUGUGCUCGCCUCACCUGGAUCGCCUGCGAUGGAGAAAAGCAAAUGAAUUAUGAUGAGGAUAUUAUUUUUCUCUAGGUAUCUUUCGACGAAGGGAAGAAGCAGCAGAUCUGAGCUGAGGCAAAGUUUCUUCAAACAGGGGGCAUUUAUUCCAAAAAGAAAAUAACAGCAGCAGCAGCUCCAGGGGCAAACAGGUUUUAUCAACGCUAACAGUCCCAGCAUGUGGUAAUCUUCUCAGCUUUACCCAAAAAAUAGUGAACAACACUUUGAGCUGCUGACCUCCUCAACAAUCCUGUGCCUGCACUAGCUGAUCUCAUGGCCCACCCUUAUGAGCCCUGGUUACGGACAGCACCACCUAGUGGCAGCUCUGAAGACAUGAACAUACCUUCCUGGUGGGACCUCCACAGGGACGUCCAACCAGGGAGCUGGAUAGACUUGCAGACGGGUCAGGGUGUAGGUUUGCCCUCAGUUAGUCCAGGGACUUCCAUGGGGUUGCAGCCCUCUUUAGGGCCUUAUGGCUCUGACCCACAGCUGUGCACCCUGCCUCCGGCUCAACACGCUCCAGCCACACAUUCAUCUCACCUCUUUCCCCAAGACGGCUUCAAGAUGGAACCACUGGGGCCUGAAAUACUGCAGCAAGAACCAUUCUCCUUGGAGGAACCACAGGAGACCUCUGUCGCAACCCGCCCUAAGCCUCAACGCCGCUCCUCUUCCAGAGGUGCCGGUCAGGCUGUGUGUCGCUGCCCAAACUGUGUCCAUGCUGAACAGCUGGGCCAGAGCACUGAUGACAGCAGGAGGAAGCACAUGCACAACUGCCAUAUCCCUGGCUGUGGCAAAGCCUAUGCGAAGACCUCCCAUCUGAAGGCUCACCUACGAUGGCACAGUGGGGACCGGCCGUUCGUCUGCAACUGGCUCUUCUGCGGCAAGAGAUUCACACGCUCUGAUGAACUGCAGCGCCAUCUGCAGACGCACACUGGAGCCAAGAAGUUCAGCUGUGCGUUAUGCCCCAGAGUCUUUAUGCGCAAUGACCACCUGGCCAAGCACAUGCGCACACAUGAGUCCCCGCCAGGACACGGGGAAGAGAGGGUAAACGGAGAUGGCAGGAUGGAUAAGGGCUUUGAUGCAUCCACACCUCCGCAGUCAUCCUCAAAUGUGUCUGCACCUGAUGCCACAGAGCCACAGCUGAAGCUGAAAUGUGAGACAGACCCCUCAGUCUCCAGUGUGACAGGGCAGUCCGGCUAAUUUCAUCAGUCACCGUAGGUUUACCAUCUGUUCCCCUCUCUGUUACAGAAGUGUCAUAGUUUCAUGAUAGAAUAGAGAAAAGAAGAUAAGUUUGGACAAACUGAUGAAAGCUGGAUGGAAGUACACAUCUGUGAUCCUGUGAAUUUAUCAGUGAUAACCUAAAUUUUACAACACACAGAAAAAAAACAUGAAUUGUAUUGAUUCUGUGUACGAUACCUUCCUCUAUGUUUACCAAAGGUGAAAGAUGGCCAAAGAGGCAACGGAGCUGAAGCUGCUGCUUGUUGCUGGACAUCCAUUUGCUGCUAGAGCUAGAGCUGAACUGAAGGUGGCUUGUUAAUGUGUUUACAAUGAAAUCAAUCAAAUGUGUUACUAAAGGAGUGGGGGAAGUAUUUGUCUGCAACACAGUUUAACUCACCAGUUUCAAAGGCGGUGUGUCUUUGAGCAGAGAAAGCCAACAGUGAUAUUUUUUUUAGUUUCAGACUUUUGCCGUAUGAGUGUAGCCUACUGCACAAGCUGUGCAGUUGUGAUGAGACACUGGAAUAUAAAACAGCAUUUGCUAACUUUUAAAAGGUCACUAUUUGGAUGCCUGACAGUACAUGACACUACUGGGUGUGUAUAUACUGGUAUGUAAGUCAUUAAAAUGGUACAUAAACAAAAAGAAAGAACAACAGACAACAAUGCUAUGCCAUGGCAGUGUCCUAUGAUGCUCCACAAUGAGAGCUUAUGUGAUGUGAUACUGACGCUAUAAUAUAAUAUAAUAUAAUAUAAUAUAAUAUAAUAUAAUAUAAUAUAAUUAGAAAAUGGGUAUUCCAUGCACUACAAAGGCUAGUAUUUGCCAGAAAUGGUGUGUUCAUGGGGCCACAGCAGUUCUUUUUGAUUAAUGAGAAGGAUUGUACAGUAGGAUAAUGUGAACACUUGUUCAGGUUACCAGAUGGAACAAUGCAAAGAACCACUAAGUGCUACAAUGAUGUGAAAAAGGUUGAAAAAGGUCAACUCACAAAUCACUAUUAACUGAAUAAUGAAAAGUGGUCACAGCAGCUGUGAUAGUGCCUCCACUCCUGUCAGGUAAGAACAAGAAGAUGAAGCCGGACACAGAGAAAAUGUUGCCUGGUUUGAAUCCAGGUUUCUGUUGGGACAUGCUGAUGACAGCAGCCAUAUCUGGUAUAAACACAAUUCCACAGAUCUACCCUGUCAUCACAACAAGCUGCUGGCGUUGAAUGAAACUUCCAGCACAAAGCAGCACUUCAUUACAUCAUGGGUUCAGGAACGUUGUUUAAUCCAGUGCCCUGCACAGUCCCACAUUUAAAGCUGCACUAGCUAAUGCUUUUUUAAAACAAUGGAUUGAAUGACUGUGUAAUGUGAAAGGUGUUGGUUAUAGUGACAUUAUUAUCAUCCAACUCUGCUGUUCCCCUCAGUUGCACUUAGCGUAUUUGAGCUCAUUGUUUUGGUUCAGUCUCACGGCUCUCAUCAACCCUGUUUCCAGUAGGAAGCAAGCUGUACAAGUACAGAUAAUGCCAUUGUAGGCUAAAUGAAGCAACAACAGCAACAAACAGCAGACAGACAAAUUUAGUGACUAGCUGGUGAACACAGUAAAGCAUUUAACAGCUAAAGAGCCCAAUUAGUGAAGACCAAACAGUUUCCAAACACAUUUGUCAUUACUGUUCCAUAUGGUGAUAAUACGUCAAAUGUUAACUGUUCUCAUAUCAUAAAUGUGCAACACAAAGUCUUAAAGUAACUGACCUUAGAUUAAUGUCAUAAAAGGUUCAGACAACAGUUGUCUUACUUAUACUAUCCAAUUCAGGUGUACUUCAUUAAGUGGCUUCAUACAGUUCUUCCAUAUAUCAUCAGUUAAAUAACCAUUUGCAUGUUGGAUCAAGCUAUAAUCCAAAUCAUCAACAAAGAAUGUGUGAAGGGCUUAUCUCUCAACACAUUUUAUUAGCAGAUGUUGGUGUGUCUGAAGCUGCAGGCUUUCCAUGCUCAACAUUGACAAAUCAUUUUACAAAAAGUUUUGUUGUGACAUGACAACCAUUUGACUAGCAUUUGAUUAGCAUGCGGAGAAAGCCUGUGUUAGCGGUUUAGUAAAUGAAAUAAACUGUAUCUGAACAACACACACACCACAAUUGUUUAGGUUAUUUGUUCUGGAUAGUUACCUUUUGUAAUCAGUACUGUAUCAUCAAUAGUUCUGUAGCGAGCAGCUUUACAGUUUAAAACAAUAUUAGGAUGUAUGUAAACCAUCACAGACAUUAGGCUGACAUUUCUAUGUAUUAGGGAGCUUGCAUUACUGGAGGCUCACAAUUGUAUCUAUGUAUAGAAGAUAAGAAAUGGAAGAUAGUGCUUAAACAUCAGUCAGUUAUUAUAUAUUGACAAUUAUUAUUAAGUUGUGUUGAUGUUAUUAUAGAUAGGUUCAUUAUAUUUUCUUUUAUUAUGGUCAGUAGAACAGAAAGGACAACUUUUUAAUUAGUUGCUGUAGUAAGUGUUUCAGUUGUGGAGAGUGUAAUAAAAUAAGUUCAAAAACAUUUAAUAACUUAAGUAUCAUGGUGUAUCAUGGUAUAUUUAAUCUAUUAUUGUUCCUUAUUAAAUAAAAAACUAUAUUCUG
Molecule: messenger RNA, 4004 nt
Organism: Lates calcarifer (barramundi perch)
Lineage: Eukaryota; Metazoa; Chordata; Actinopteri; Centropomidae
Product: transcription factor Sp6-like
Biological process (GO): regulation of transcription by RNA polymerase II
Molecular function (GO): DNA-binding transcription factor activity, RNA polymerase II-specific; RNA polymerase II cis-regulatory region sequence-specific DNA binding
Source: RefSeq, a predicted model, not a curated record